This is a messenger RNA of Aegilops tauschii subsp. strangulata, 3144 nucleotides long. RefSeq names its product probable E3 ubiquitin ligase SUD1. Gene Ontology annotation, molecular function: zinc ion binding. The record is from RefSeq and is a predicted model, not a curated record. NCBI's taxonomy places the organism in Eukaryota, Viridiplantae, Streptophyta, Magnoliopsida, Poales, Poaceae. Gene Ontology annotation, cellular component: endoplasmic reticulum membrane. Gene Ontology annotation, biological process: ERAD pathway.
UGUUGACUGUGGGCUACGGCCCAUUCAAAUCCCCCUUAUGGGUCUGCAUCCAUCGAUAUAUAGAUAGAAAUCACAAGAUUUUACACGAUGAAAGUAAGAAUUACAAGUUUGAGGUUCGGGUCUACACCAAGAAGUAACUCUUGGUCUCAAAAAAUCACAUGAUACCUGCAGAUGUAGAUCACCAUCACCUAUAUUAAGUAUUCUCUGUAAGCAUUCAUGUAUUUUGAAAAAUCACCGAUUUCAAAAAGUUGGCGUGUUAAUUAAAAAAUGUCCGUAGAACUUUGAUUAAAGCGAUGGAUUCACCAAUGCCUAUAUUUUUAUGAAACAAUAAGAUUUAAAUGUCGAAGCAAAAAUUGUACCUUGAACAUCCAAAUAUUUGUUGCAAAAAAAUUAAUUUAAAAGUAUUCGCUGAUGAAUGAUGAUAUACACAUUAGAACUGAAAAGGGGCUCAAAAAAGCAAAAGAGAAAUGGUAAGGGGAUUAGAAGCAGAAAAACGGAAGAACAACAAUAAUGGCACGGAUUCUUCUUGGGCCGGCGAGCCUAGCUAGACGAAGAGCAAGAGCGGCCCAAGAUCUCCCGUUCUGCCGCUUCUCCUACACGAUCUCUCACUCGCUCUCGCCGCGCUGAUCUCUAAAAAAAAAACUCACUAUCGCCGCGCUAUAGACGACGGGAAGGCCGAUCAAUGGUGGUCGCCGACGCCACCGGAGGCGAGGAAGGGGCGAGGAUCUCCCCGAAGGGAGGCCAAGGAGAGGAGGAUGCGGAGGAGCAGCUGUGCCGCAUCUGCCGCCUCCCCGCCGAGGCGGAGCGGCCCCUGCGGAGCCCAUGCGCCUGCCGCGGCAGCAUCAGGUUCGUCCACGACGAAUGCCAGCUCCGGUGGAUCGCCGCCCGCGGAAAACCCCUAUGCGAGGUAUGCAACCGCGGCAUCACCACCCGGCUUCUCUACGCCGCGGACGCCCCCGCGAGGCUGCCUGUUUCUGAGUUCAUCAUGGGGGCGUCCGACAAGCUCACGGGUCUGCUGCUGCUGCUCGUCUUCGUCGUAUGCGUUGUGCCGGAGUUUUCCAUUCACCUCGCCGCCCUCUGGGCUUGGCACCUCGCGCUCGCCAGAUCCUUUGCUCAAGCGCGCUGUUUGCUCUCCCUCCGCCUUUCUACCGCCUCCGCCCUCGCUUUAUUUGCGCUCUCCGUUGCAUUCGCACGCCGGUUUGCUCCAUUUGCUGUAGCUCCAUUUGCACGAUGGGUUGCGCGCCUAGAAACUCGGCGUCAGGGGUUUCGAGGAUUUGAUGGCUUGCAAGUCCUUGCGCUACUUGCCGUUGAAGCAUUCUUGAUGGUGGUAAUAUUUGACAUGGCUCUUGCUUGUAUUUUGGUUUUUCUCCCAUUCUCGCUGGGAAGGAUAAUCCACUGGUGCAUAUCGUGUUCCAUUUUUUCCAAUGUGGGUGAAGUCAACUCCUACACUUCAACAGGCUCUGCCCUUCUAAUUGGAUAUGGACUUAUCAUUUCUGUGGGUGUCACUUUUCCUGGGCUGAACACUCUCUGGCAAUACUUUAGGGGGGAGCGCCUUAUGAUUGCAAUUUUCAUUAGACGGCUCCAUGCUAGAUUCCUCAGAGAGACUGCAGAUUUCACCACUCUUGCAAGUAUUCUCCUGAGCGCAUUUAUAAUGUACCCGUUGUUCUUUGGCUGGUUGCUUGAUAUCUUCACUUCAAAAAUGUUUGGUGCAACAAUGUCUCAAAGGCUGGAACUCCUGUUUGCUCCAUCUUUUGCUUCAGCUUCUCUUCAUUGUUUUAUUGGACACAUAUUUUUGAAUCUACGUCUCUGGUUGUCCGUAACUCUUCACAAGAUAUUGAGGCUGGGUGCCUGUCCCUGCUGCCACAUCCACCGUAACCAUAUUCAGGAACCAUUCCACAAAUUUUAUUUUAAGCGUGCUCUUCUGUAUGACGUUAUCUUUAUGGCCGUAGUAAUUUUUGUUCCUGUUCAAAUUGCUGGCCAAUUGGCACCGGAGCUGUUCCCGUUAGAUAUCAAUUGUGCUGCUGAAGGCUUAUCAUUAUGGCAAGCGCCACGAAACUAUGCCAAUUCAAUUUCUCGUGUUUUCAUUGUGUGGUUUCUCCUUAAGGGCACUUCUACAGUCACAUACCUUGAGUCGCUAGUGAAGAAGGUAACUCGGUAUUCGUAUGCCACUAAUGUGGUGCUUACAUGGUCGACUGUUGCGAUAUACAGUUCAGCUGUGCUCAUUUUUCCAAUCUCAAUUGGGCGUGCCUUGUUGCUUGCCAUCACCCGGAUGCCAGUAGCAAGUGGAUUGGAAUCCAAUGAUCUGCUUGCUUUGGUUGUUGGGAUUGGCAUCAUAUUAACUAUUAUUGCUGCCACUAGAGAUUCAAUUGCCUACAUGACUUGUGGGAGACCACGCCAUCUAGCUUUGAAGUACUCAAUGAUUGUGUUCUUAUGGUUUAUCGUCAUUCCAUUCCUGAAUGGGUUGCUGGUUGAUUUAUUUCUAAUAUCACCAUUCGUUGGGCCUGCUGACGACGUUUCAUUAUCCUACACUUGGGCCCUUGGGUUUCUAUUUAUGAGAAUCUGGCUAAAGCUGGUUCAGCAGAUAAGGGCCAGACCCGUCCUUGCCUAUAUCAUUGAUGAAAGGUGGGUUCCGACGAUUGUUCGGUGGAAGGCCGAUUGUCUUUCUUGGGAGAUAUCAAUGUUCUGGUUCUUGCAAGAAAUCUUCAUGCCUAUUGCCACGAGGCUACUCGCUGCUCUAGGCGUUCCUUAUGUGCUCGCCAAGGGUGUCUUCCCGAGAUUUGGCUACUCCGCUGCUGUGAACUCAGCAGUCUAUCGCUUCGCAUGGCUGGGCAGCCUCGGCUCCUGUGAGCUCUGCUAUCUCUUCAAGGUGUUGUGUGUCAAACUCCAUGAUUCGAUCAGGGACGAGCGCUACGUCAUCGGGAAGAGGUUGGAAGAUGUCCCCGACGAUAGCUGAAGGCCCGACUCUUCCCGGAGAAGUCUAUUUCAAAUAGUUUUGUACGGACAUGGAUAUGGUGAUAUUAAUAAUUAAUUUAGACAUUAAUGAAAUAAUGAAUUUACUAAUUAGUGGUGCAUUUGUUUGGAUGGAUGAUCUUGAAAUUGAAAGUUAUGGAUUGCCGCUGUUUAAAGGCAUUUUUCUGCCUUUUA